Messenger RNA from Brugia pahangi, 1587 nucleotides. Lineage: Eukaryota; Metazoa; Nematoda; Chromadorea; Rhabditida; Onchocercidae. The record is from the annotation of a GenBank genome assembly.
AUGAGACGUGAUACUGUCUUUGUGCAGAACGACGAAUUCGAUCUUAGGUCAGACUCUGGGAAUAGUUCAAAUGGUGACGAAAUACCGAUGGAAAUGGAUCUUACGGCGGCUGGUCCACCAUUAUCAGAUGAUGAGUCAGUCACCGAGCAGUCCGGUGCGCAAGCUAAAACGAUUAUGUAUGCUCGAAUGAUAUUACCUCAUGUUGGUCUUGUCGUGUUACUUAUUGUAUAUCUUUUGCUUGGCGCUAUAGUGUUUCGUUAUCUAGAAGCGCCAAAUGAAGUCGAAACUCGCGACCGCGAACUGAGGGCAAUUUUUGGCUUACGAAAGGAUUUCCAUGAUAUGGUUUGGAAUUUAACAGUCAGCGGGGAUAGUUUUUUUACACGCGAGUCAUUGGAUUUACUUGGAGAGCAAUAUUUCGAAUCACUGGUACUUGCGAUGUUCGAAGCAUACCGGAAUCAGUUUAUCAAUGAGAAUCAUUUACUAAAUAAAACGAACGGUGACGCCAUGCUAUGGACAUAUGCGAAUAGUAUUUUUUUCGCCACAACUGUUAUUACCACCAUUGGAUAUGGUAACUUAGUACCAGCAACACAAUUUGGUCGUAUCGCGUGCAUAUGUUUCGCUUUGUUUGGUAUUCCCCUGCUUUUGGUCACAAUAGCAGACAUAGGCAAAUUUUUGUCCGAUUUUUUGAGUUUUCUCUACCGAACCUAUCGAACUUUCAAACGCAAGGUAUGUAAACAAUCACGACGUAUAUCACAUCAUUAUCGGGAUCGGAGCUCUUCUGCACAGAGUGGUUCUGUAUCAACGAAAGCUGGAAGCAUGAAUUUGAAUAGCAUCGACAGUGAUUCAGAAUCGAGUUGUGAGGAUGAAUUACGUAUUCCGGUUGUAAUGGUACUAUUUGUAUUAGUUGCUUAUACAGCAAUAGGUGGCUUACUGUUUCGAGCAUGGGAGGGAUGGCAAUAUUUCGAUGCCUUCUACUUCUGCUUCAUUACGAUGGCCACUGUUGGUUUCGGUGACAUUGUGCCAACUGAGCAAAUGUAUAUGUUUUUUACGAUGGCUUAUAUUAUCUUCGGCUUGGCUUUGGCUACAAUGUGCAUUGACCUUGCUGGUACUGAAUACAUCAGAAAAAUCCAUUACUUAGGCACAAAAAUGGAAGGUGCAAAAGGAGCUGUAAUGACAGGUUUGCAAGCUGGUGAACAUUUACUGAAACAUACUGGUAUUGAAGUUAUUAGAACAGCUGGUGGUAAACUGGUCCAAGUUCGUGGCGCAGUGCUGAACCAGAAGCAGGCUCGAGAACUGGGUGUCGAUUACAUAUUAACCGAUUUGCACUAUCAACAGAAGAAUAUACUCUAUGAACCACUGAGCCCAACAGUGCAGCGUUUAGUAAAGAGCAGUAAUAUCAAAAUACUACCUGGUGACAUUACGGAGAAAGAUGGAUAUAUUAUGCAAAACAAGAGUUAUGAUAAACCGGGAGGAAAGUAUUAUCGUAUGUUUCAUCGACGUAGGAACUGUAUUCACCGUCUGUUGGUACCAUCAACUAGUGAUGUCGCUGCCAUUGUACCUAUAUUAUUGAAAGAAACUAAUGUUUGA